AUGGCAAAGAUACUCUUCGCUUCUAAAACACGUCCCUGUUUAUCUGUUUUGGGAACUUUCCUUCUGCUCCUCAGAUCAGAUAUUGUUCACAGCGAUGCUGUGUUUCAGUCACAUUCCCAGAUAUCCAUCACAGAGGGACAAGAAGCAGUUUUGCCCUGUAAUUUCAGCACUACGGAUAGCAGCCCUUACCUGUUUUGGUAUCGGAAAUUCCCUAAUAAAUCUCCAGAGCACCUACUGACAAAAAUUAAGUCAUCUUCUUGGGAUCAAAAACUUUCCUCGGCCAAAUAUUCUGCAACUUUGAAUCUGGAAACAAAGACCGUCGAUUUGAAGAUUAAGGAUGUUUCUCUCCAGGAUGCCGCCGCGUAUUUCUGUGCCCUGAGAGCCACAACAGGAGGGUUUGAGAAGAUGGUAUUUGGCCAGGGGACCAGGUUAACAGUCCGACCAGGUAUCCCCACAAAAGACUUCUGCAACAGCAGCAGAGGUUUGACAGUAGAUAUCGAAAAGGUUUCAGCCACUGUGUGGGGAACAGGAAGCGCCUUCGGGAAAGUCAUUUUUGGAAGAGGCACCAAACUCUCUGUAAAUCCCACCAAUUUUUGUCAAGGAAAGAUGCACUGUGGGUAUGAUGGCAACUGGAAGCUGAUCUUUGGUAGUGGGACUAAGCUGGUUGUGACACCAAAUCUUGAGAAUUCUGAACCUUCCCUCUAUCAACUAAAAUCACAGGAAAGGGAACAUGAAAACAUCUCUGCUUGCCUCAUCACUGACUAUUUCCCUGGCACCAUCUCAGCAGGACUGAAUGACAAUGUGAAGCCAGUCGACAGCUCAUUAGUGGUAACGGAAGAUGGCGGCAACUCAGUGCCCAGCUAUGGAACGGUCCUCUGGAGCAAUGGAAACUUUGAUUGUCACGCUGAUCAUGGAGGAAAACGUUACAGCCUCCCAGAAGAUGCUGAUGAUGCUGAUGAUGCCUGCCUAGAAGAAGACUUUAAGACAGAUGAAAGACUAAAUUUCCUUUCUCUCACGAUGUUGGGAUUGAGGAUUAUUUUCCUGAAGACAGUGGCCGUCAACCUGCUUCUAACUUUCCGCCUGUGGUCUUGCUAA
Molecule: messenger RNA, 1095 nt
Organism: Euleptes europaea (tarantolino)
Lineage: Eukaryota; Metazoa; Chordata; Lepidosauria; Squamata; Sphaerodactylidae
Exons: 8
Coding region: 1-1095 (364 amino acids)
Biological process (GO): response to bacterium
Source: RefSeq, a predicted model, not a curated record